Messenger RNA from Caenorhabditis sp. 36 PRJEB53466, 619 nucleotides. The record is from the annotation of a GenBank genome assembly. NCBI's taxonomy places the organism in Eukaryota, Metazoa, Nematoda, Chromadorea, Rhabditida, Rhabditidae.
AUGGUAUUCUCAAUCACAACUUUUCUAUUACUAUCUUUGACCUCAAAAGGUAACUCAAACAUUGUCGUGCUCCUCUUGGCAAGUACUUCCAUUCCAGUUGUUUCUCAGUCCUACAAUGAUGUCAUCUGCCGUCGUCCAUGGUAUUUCAACACUCCACGACCUGCUCCAUUGUCAGAUACUCCUUGAGAAACUCUUGAGUCCCAAAGAUCUUCAAUUUCAGGAGAUGUCCCACGCCUUCAUUCUUCACUUUCUAUGAGUGUUGCGGUGAAUUUCUGGAGAACUGUUGUUGGAGAUUCCGUCCAGAGCCCAUGUAAGUCUCCCAAUUCUCUCGCUCUCUAACUUUCUUCUGCUCAGAAUCAUCUCGGUCAUUCUGCUCGUUCUACUGUUCCUCCUCUGCUGUUGUUGUUGUAUCGGCUGGCUUGUGGCCGGCAAAAAAAAGCAGAAGACGUCACCGGAAAAGCAGUCGAUUCCCUCGAAAAAAGACUCUCAAAUCCAGACAAUUAGCAGUGCGACGAUGGAUUCUGGCACCCAAUGGGAACACGGAAGAGUUGAUGCAGACAAGCGACGUUCGUAUGCGGCGGCACGCGACCGCGAGCUCGACUAUCAGUACUUUUCGUGA